AAAACUGGUAUAGUAACAAAAACGUGUAUUAGUUUUGGUUAGAUUUGAGCAAACAAAUGUUGGUUUGUAAAAUCAUUAUUGCUGAUAGUUUUGUAAGUCCAAGAAGAAAGUAAGUCGUUUUUUUAACAAAGUGUUAUAGUCAAAAUGACUUCUUUCGAAAAAACGAUGCAAGGUGAUUCCGAUGACUAUACAGAAGACGAAAGGCAUAUUAUUGGAAAAGAAGCGGCCAGACUUCGUUGGGAGUUCGAGGAAGAGAGAGCCGGGAAAGGAAAGAGCAAGCACGGCAACAACCCCGCAACAACCAGUGACAUAUUCCAGAGUGAAACAAGCCACUCAAUGGCCAUGCUAGCCGACUUAGACCGACAAGUGAAAGAAGCUAUGAACAAAAAACAGGAAUCACUCCGCGAACUCCGCGAGCUACAAUCGCAACUCAAGAGCAGUCGGAACGCUCCGGCGCAUCCUCAACCCGCUAGCCCUCUGAGUUAUGCGUCACCAAUGCAUAGCGCCGCGCCUUCGGUAACAUUUGAGAAACACGACAACACCGAUUAUCAGUUGUUGGAAUUCAAAAUCGAAAGCGCAAAACGAGAGCUGAAAAAUAUGGACGAUCAAAUUUCUUCACGUCGCAAAAUGUAUGAAAACAGUCUGGGUGUGAAUACAGCUGAAGUUCUGGCUAUAAUUGAGGAGCGGGACGCUCUGAAAAAGAAACUAGCAAGUGGUGAUUUUGCGUUUAGCUAUGUUGAAAAGUUGGAACUUGAACGCCAAGUCAAUAUCGCGAAAGAACAAGUUUUCGCUGAGCAGAAAAACGCCCGGAAACAAGGAGAAAAAUUACAAGAUGAAAUCGAAGAUUGUCAGAAGACGAUUGAAGACUACCAGAUGGCCAACCAGGAGUUGGUGGGGAAGAUAGAACAGCUGGAGGGGGAUAUGAGGAAGAGGGGGGAGGAGGGGAGGGAGAGGGAGGAUCAGCUAAAGAGUGAAAUCAGGGAUCUCAGAAACGAAAUCGAAGACAGGAAGGUUGCCGAGCAUAGACUAUCUCUAGACGCCGCAGACAAGGAAAAGUCAAAUCAGGACUUGCAAAUGAUAGUAAUCGAAAAAGAAAAGCAGAUCACUCAAGCGCACGACGAAAAAUCACAGAUGGCUCGCGACCAAAUUGAAACCAUCUCAAACCUCAAAGCCGAACACGCUUCGCACGUGAAAUCUUUGACAGAAAAGUUGGAAAGUGAACAAAAAAUUGCUCUGGCGAAUUUGGACAAGAAAAAAACGGAAGAAAUGACUCAUGCUGUCGACAAACUGAAAGCCGAAAUUUCGGAAUUCAAAUCGAAUCAUUGUCGAAUUGUGGACAAUUACAACUACGAUCUUGAAAGUUUGAAGAAAAAUUUGGCUGAAGAGCAGCAAAAAUCAAGCGACUUGAUUCGGAAAAUGAAAACGGAAUUCGAAGACGACAUCAAAAGCACAAUUCACAAAGAAAGGAUGUUCAAUGAUGAAGAGCAAUCUAGACUUGUUUCGAAAGAAAAACAAAUAUUUGAGGAUGAAUUAAAACGAGUGAGUUCUCGUCUUAACGACGCAAUUGAAUACGAGAAAUCUCAACUAGCCGAAAUGAAAACAACCAAUGAGAAACUGAAACGCGAGCUGGAAAAUUCACUGGAAAAACACAAAGCGGAUCUCCACGAAAUGACCGCGGCUCAUGAAGGGGCAAUCGGUAAACUUAGAAACCAGCACUUCCAGGAAAUUGAACAGUUACGUAAUAGGAUGACGUCAGAGCGUGACACGGAAGUUGAAAAGUUAUGCAAGCAGAGUGACGAAUUAGAAGGGCGAUUACGUCAUCUUGACAAAGACCAUGUCGACCUUACCACUAAAGUCGACCAUUUCUUCAACGUUUUCGACCAUCAUGAGAAAACGAUAGUUUGCGAGGUCAAUGACCUCUGCAAGGUCAUAGCUGAAGCUCUAGAUAUUGACCCUAGAAAAGUGACCUCUAAAAUGAGUCAGGUUAAACCGCAUCAAAUGCUUCUGAACCCUGCGCUGCAGAAAACUACAACCCGAAACUGCUUAGCUAACAUGCGAGCCACUGUAACCGACCUGGUUAAUAAUUACAGCGACCUUCAGAAUGUUAUAAAUGGGUUAAGACAUCAGUUGAAGGAUUUGAGGAAAGAAACGGAACAGAAGUUGGUGACUUUGACCGAGCAUAUGAGUGUAGCAAACGAAAAAGAACGCGAAGGUUUGAAAGAGGAGCUGGAAAAUGCGCACGCAAAAAUAGUUUCCGAACUGCAAAACGUGAUCCGAAGUCGUGAAGCCGAAAGCGACGACUUGAAAAAGAAACUUCGAAUCAUGGAAAACGAAGUCGAGGACUUGCAUAAAUCGAUGACAAAGUGGAAGGAAGAAACAGCAGCGAGACUUUCGCAGACUUUCGAAACGGAAAUGAAAAGUUUGUAUCUUCGCAAAAUGCGAGAAGAGCAAGAAGCGACAGAACUGCUGAACAAACAGAAACUGCUGAUCAAACUCGAGGAUCAAAUUAGCCGACUGAGAGCCGAACAGGCGCUCGGAAAGAGUUCAGACCCGAGUACUGCCAAGCUGAUUAGUCAUCUUCAGGAACGAAUUAGAGGACUGAAAUUUGAAACUCAUCAAUCAUAAAUCAUAAAAUGUAACAUUUAUACGUUUGUUACCAAUUACUUACCUGGACUGUUUGUUUUUAUAUUAUGCUAAUUAUUGUUGUACAUAAAAAUUAACUGUGUGAUAAUAA
Molecule: messenger RNA, 2734 nt
Organism: Symsagittifera roscoffensis
Lineage: Eukaryota; Metazoa; Xenacoelomorpha; Acoela; Convolutidae
Product: repetitive organellar protein-like
Exons: 5
Coding region: 145-2625 (826 amino acids)
Source: RefSeq, a predicted model, not a curated record